CUCUUACAUCACAGAAAUCCAUUCAUGGCAGCGGCAACCAGGCUCUCCAACGCCUCUCCGUCGCGGAAGCACACGCGUGCUACCCUUAGACUCAUAGGCUAAUUGGUCAAUCCGUGUCAUUCUUGUGCCAGAAUGAUCUUUUUAGCUCGCUCCACUCUGUACCCGGUGUCCGAGCAGUUGGCGCUGCUGCAGGAGCUGGGGAAAGUUGACUCUUGACUAACAACAUACCAUGGUGCCCUUUGUCUAAUAAAAUUCUGCACUCCCAGUGAGCGAGGGCUGUUUCUGCUAUAAGAGACAGCCCUCCCACUUUCACCUGAGGUCCAGACCACCUGACCUGAACCAAAGCAUCUCACCUUGUCUACGACUCACCUCAUCACUACCUAGGUAUUUCGCCACAUAAGGCAUCCACAAUAACAUCGUAUCGUCGACCACCUUACAAUACCACCCAACGUACUGUCGAUCAUUCAAUGCACAUCCAACAACUUCCGUUCGAAAUCCUUUCCAAGAUCCUCGAGGAGGUUGCUGAAGCCAAUAUUCGAGAUGGUCCUACCUUCACAUUCGGCCUUUCUCAGGCACCCCUGCCGCUCCAGAAGUCAACUCUCCAACGCUAUGUGAGAGGUCCUGUUCCACCUGAGAUGCUCAAGUGGGAUGCCAUCUGUGCUAUGCGAACCGUUUGCUGGCAAUGGCACGAGUGGGCGCUGGGUUAUGCUCUGAAGAAUGUGUACAUUCGCCGCUGGAAGGGGGGAGAGCGAUGGGCAGAGCUGUCCAACCGAAGAUCGAGCUACCCCUUGUACGAGCUCAUUGACCGCCCAACCGGCACUGCUGUUUACCGCGAUCCAUUUGCUUCUCUUAGGCAGACUGUGAGGAAUUUCAACGACUUCCCGGAUCUUGCCUCUAAGAUCAAGCGCAUGUGGUUCCACGGUUUCUACACCGCCGAGACGAACCGCAUGAUCUUCGACUCCCUCAAGAACUGCACCAACCUUACCAGCCUAUCCGUUCCAUGGACCACGAUCCGGCACUUGGACGCAAACUCAUGGAGAACGCUCCUGACUGGCAACGGCAAGCCCCUUGAAUCUCUGGAGCUUCAGUGCAUCGACCCCACCUCUCAGCAGGCUGCCGAGAAAGAGAACCAGGUUAACCUCAUGGCACUCCAGUCAGUUAACUUCGGUCAGCUGAGGCGAUUGAAGAUCUUCGGUGACACCAGCUUCAUGCCGAUCGUCGAUGACGAUCUCUUUGCGAUUGCUCGUACCGCCGUCCAACUUGAGGAGUUCCACAUGACCUGUAUCUCCUCCAUCACCAUUGAUGGUGUCAUGGCUGUUGUCAAGGCAUCUCGCAACACAUUACGAGUACUCGAGCACAGCCCGCGGUCGCAGGAUGGCUUCUGGCAUCCCCACCCAGGAUCUCCCAGCGACAGCGAGCACCUUUGUGAGACAUUCCGCAGUUGCCCCAAGCUCGAGACUCUGUCUAUCUCGCUUCCAUCUGUGUGCGCAGACCUGUUCUCCCACGAAGACGCCAGAUUCAGGGGCGACAUGCAGGUGCGCGCGCUUCACCUGUGCGGCCACGAGCACGGGCGCUCUACCCAGGAAGCCACAGAUGCUUUGCAGAAGCUGCUGCAGCAGGCACGUGCCUUGGUGCAGCGCCGCGCUAAGAGCGACAUUCCCCAGGAGCUCUAUGUGGAGCUUUUCUUCGCAGACUGCAUUUUUGAGCCUGGAUUCGGCUCCGUUCACGGCGACUUUGCCCUAGCGCAGGUUAUCUCGAACGGGCUUUGGCCUGAGCAUGUCGAGUUCAGUGGCAAGGGCCCAUUUGGUAGCACUGGGCUCUACGAGAAAGAGGAAGAGGGCCCGUUCCAACGGAUUGACGAGGACGAGUUCCUGACUGGCGUCCGCCGGAGACUCCACUCCAUUUCGACUUGAUCACAUCAACCGCAGAGCGAUUGAUGACAAACAACUUCGCUUCUUCUGUACUUCUAUUGCGCUUCAGCAUUACGACUUUGAUGAUUCCCUUUACGCAUAUGCAGCGAGCUUGGAUGAUACCAGGCCAAGGAGCCAUCAAAAGAAAAAGUUUCUGCAUACUGACACAUCUGUUUGGGCGGGCAUUUGCAUGGGGCGACAACACGUCGCACCCGAUUAGCAUUCUGGCGUUUGCUUGCGCAUUAUCUUGCAAGGAGGGGUGUUCUACCUCCAGGUCACCUAUCUCAAAUCGUAGAAGAUUACGUAGUCUUCAACAAGUUUAUUACCCAU
Boeremia exigua is the source of this 2240-nucleotide messenger RNA. RefSeq lists its product as uncharacterized. Bases 468 to 1913 code for a protein of 481 amino acids. The record is from RefSeq and is a predicted model, not a curated record. Lineage: Eukaryota; Fungi; Ascomycota; Dothideomycetes; Pleosporales; Didymellaceae. The transcript is spliced from 2 exons.